AUGGACGAGGGGCUUGGAGGGAUGGGCGAGGGGCUUGGAGGGAUGGACGAGGGGCUUGGAGGGAUGGGUGAGGGGCUUGGAGGGAUGGAUGAGGGGCUUGGAGGGAUGGGCGAGGGGCUUGGAGGGAUGGGCGAGGGGCUUGGAGGGAUGGACGAGGGGCUUGGAGGGAUGGGUGAGGGGCUUGGAGGGAUGGGCGAGGGGCUUGGAGGGAUGGGCGAGGGGCUUCGAGGGAUGGACGAGGGGCUUCGAGGGAUGGGCGAGGGGCUUCUAGGGAUGGGUGAGGGGCUUGGAGGGAUGGGCGAGGGGCUUGGAGGGAUGGGCGAGGGGCUUGGAGGGAUGGGCGAGGGGCUUCGAGGGAUGGGUGAUAUGUUGUUGGGUGUGGGGAGAGAAACCUUUUGA
Haliotis rufescens (red abalone) is the source of this 399-nucleotide messenger RNA. RefSeq names its product acanthoscurrin-2-like. NCBI's taxonomy places the organism in Eukaryota, Metazoa, Mollusca, Gastropoda, Lepetellida, Haliotidae. The transcript has a single exon. The record is from RefSeq and is a predicted model, not a curated record. The coding region runs from base 1 to 399 and encodes 132 amino acids.